Molecule: messenger RNA, 1386 nt
Organism: Pyrenophora tritici-repentis Pt-1C-BFP
Lineage: Eukaryota; Fungi; Ascomycota; Dothideomycetes; Pleosporales; Pleosporaceae
Product: Arylsulfotran-2 multi-domain protein
Source: RefSeq, a predicted model, not a curated record
AUGAUCUUCUUCCCCCAAAGCGGCAGCGGAGCACACAAUUACAGUCUCAACAUUUUCCGCGAAGACGGCGAGCUAGUCUGGGUAUCCGGCUAUGGCGAUUACGCCGCAUUCCGAAGGACCACGCUCUUCGGCGAACCUGUGCUUGCCUAUUUCAAGGGUAUCAGUUUCGCCGAGCCUUGGGGUUUUGGGUACGGGAUUAUUUACAUUCUCAACCAGCAGUAUGAGAACAUCUACAACGUCACGCUAUGGAACGAGACCUACCCGUUACAAAGCAUCUAUCCGUUGUACGACCCUACACUGUGGAAGCCGUUCAGUUGGGUCGACAUGCACGAGAACCUCAUCACGCCUGAGGGAACUAUGUUUAUCGGCGCGAUGAAUGUUACACCUUGGGAUCUGUCGUCUGUUGGUGGCCCGAAGGACGGCUGGAUCGUUGACUCCAUUGCUAUGGAGGUCAAUGUAACGAACAGUGAGAUUUUGUGGGAAUGGAGUCAUCUCGACCAUGUGGACGAAGUCUCACUCGAAAGUGCUGUACCUACGUACCCACUUGGUGACCUGGGCAGGAAUAGCAGCUACCCCUGGGGUCCAUUCCACAUCAACUCUAUCGAGAGGUUUGAGGAUGGGAGUCUCCUGAUCUCAUCCAGACAUUACUGCUCCAUCUACAAGGUGAAGCGUAACGGCACGGUCGAAUGGACGCUGAACGGCUACUCCGGAGGUGACUUCACCCUCGCCAACAACCUCUCCUUCUGCUACCAACACGACGCACGCAUCCACCCAUCCCGCACCCCCAACACAACCACAAUCUCCCUCUUCAACAACGACAACAGCGCAGUCGUAUCCCACGUCAACCAAAGCACCGGUAUCUUCCUCUCCGUCGACGAGCGCACCAUGACUGCAACUCUACUCCAAGAGCUUGUUGACCCAGACGACACCAUAUACUCAGUCAGCCAGGGCAACAUGGAAGUUCUUCCCUCGGGCAACUCCGUCCUCGGCUACGGCAGCGUCCCAACGCUGAAGGAGUUCGACAAAGACGGUAAUGUGGUGUUGAGCGUGUCAUGGGGCGAGGCAUUAGCUGUGCAGAGCUACCGCGAUUACAAGGCCGAGUGGGUUGGUAAGCCGAGCGCGAAACCGGAUGUUUUCGCGUGUAGAGCGCAUAAUGGGACAGAGGUUUAUAUGAGCUGGAAUGGCGCUACAGAGCACAAGACGUGGACUGUGUUUGGCGGCGCGGUCAAUGGCAGUCUGAGUGAGGUUGUGAGUGUAGAGAAGACUGGUUUCGAGACUAAGGCAUCUGUAGAGAAGAUGCUGAUGUUUGUGAAAGUGGAGGCAAGUGGUGAGGCGAUUGAUACUGGGGUUUCUAAUGUUGUUAGUGUCUCUGUGUUCCACAUCUAG